GCCAUAGCCCAGCCGAGUUUGGGGGUGCCUCUUCCCCAUAUGCGCCAUCUCCGCCCGGACUCUUCCGAAGGAGUCGCGCCCUUGCUGCUUUAAAAAGCCUUCCUCCCGCCAAGCGACUGUUGCCCUCAUGCUCCACGGCUGUUCUGCAGUCCCCCGGUAGCUGCACACCCUUCACACCUUUCAGCUUUACUGGUAAUGAACCAGGGCAGGGGUUCCAGCAGAAAAGAGGGGAGUUUAACAGGUGGGCUGUAGCUCUCCUCUGGGCUCAGCCCUGCGCUCCUCGCGCUUUUCCUUCGCUCAGGCCAAACUUUCACUCAGAGGUCAAGUGGAGUCAAGAAGAAGUCUAAAGAAGUUUUGCCUGGGAAUUUAGGAGGAGGCUCCAUAGCAGUAAAGUAAGUUCAAGGUUAGCAAUCUGAAACAAUGGGUGACUGGAGCUUUCUGGGGAGACUGUUAGAGAAUGCGCAGGAGCACUCCACGGUUAUUGGCAAGGUUUGGCUGACGGUACUGUUUAUCUUCAGGAUCCUGGUGCUGGGGGCUGCUGCUGAGGAGGUCUGGGGAGACGAGCAGUCGGACUUUACAUGCAACACUCAGCAGCCUGGUUGCGAAAAUGUUUGCUAUGACAAAGCCUUCCCCAUUUCUCACAUCCGCUUCUGGGUGCUGCAGAUCAUUUUCGUCUCCACUCCAACCCUCAUCUACCUGGGCCACGUCCUGCACAUUGUACGCAUGGAGGAGAAAAGGAAAGAGAAAGAGGAGCUGAAAAAGAAGGGGAGCAGCAAGGAUGGCAACUACCCCGUAGCAGCAGCAGCAGCAUCUGGCAGCGGUGGUGGAGGAGGCAGCAAUAACGUCAAAGAUCAACCUAUUGUCAAAAGGGGGAAGGAGAAGCUCCCAAUCCGUGACGAACGUGGUAGAAUCCGUAUGGGCGGUGCCUUGCUCCGUACCUAUGUCUUCAAUAUCAUAUUCAAGACUCUGUUUGAGGUGGGCUUCAUUGUGGGCCAGUACUUCCUGUAUGGCUUCGAGCUAAAGCCGGUCUACCAGUGCAGCCGCUCGCCUUGUCCACACACUGUGGACUGCUUCAUCUCGAGGCCCACUGAGAAGACAAUAUUCAUCAUCUUCAUGUUGGUGGUGGCCUCAGUCUCCCUGCUGCUGAACAUGCUUGAGAUAUAUCACUUGGGGUGGAAGAAGCUUAAGCAGGGCAUGACGAGUCAGUACAUCCUAGAGAUGCCUGUCGCAACAAUGACCCCGGUUAUGGUAACAGGGGAGUCCAAACCUGUUUCCCUGCCGCCGCCGGCAGCACCGGUGGUGGUCACGGCUGCCACGCCGGCCCCUGUUCUGCCUGACACCCGUGCUGUCACACCGCUGCUGGCCCCAGUGACCAUGGCAUCGUACUAUGCUACAGCUGCUCCAAGACCGCGGCCCCCCUCCAACACGACGUCCAUGGCAAGCUACCCCGCUGUUCCACAAGUUCCCGAGGAGAGGCACCGUGCUGUGACUCCCACGCCCAUCUCCACUCCCGUCACCAUCCCGACCCCCAUCCCCACGCCCACGCCAGCCGUCAUCAACUACUUCAACAGCAGCAGCCGUGCCCUGACAUCCGAGCAGAACUGGGUCAACAUGGCAGCUGAGCAGCAGGGGAAGGUUUCCUCCAGCUCAGCCGGCUCCUCUACCCCCAGCAGCGUCCGGCAUCCCCUUCCUGAGCAGGAAGAGCCACUGGAGCAGCUUCUCCCACCCCCGGCUGUGCUGCCCGUCGCCGUGGCCAACAGCGGCAGCAGCACCAGCCUGAGCGGGGCGAGCGGCAGCAAGUGGGAUGUGGAGGGCGAGGUGGAGCUGUCGGGGGCACGGCCCGUCUCGGCUGCCUGCACCACGGUGGAGAUGCACGAGCCGCCGCUGCUGGUAGACACGCGGCGCCUGAGCAGGGCCAGUAAGUCGAGCAGCUGCAGAGCCCGGUCAGACGACCUGGCCGUGUAAGGCGGGCGCCCUGCUCGGGGGAGCAGGGCCUGGAAGGCGGAGAGGGCAGGGGAGCUGCCUGGGGAGGCCAGGCCUGGCGUGGGUGAGGAGGCCUGGGCUUCAAACUUAGACGCUUGCUGUUUUUGCACUCUGUGAGUUGUAGUGGGGAAAAUUAUCAACAUUUUCUAAUAGGUCAGGGGUGACCGAAGUGCAGCCCGUGGGCCGGGGGACCAGUCCCGCUUUCCGUCAUGUUCACAGCACGUCCCUCAAGGGCAGCCGUAGGGGAGGCCUGCACAGAUUACGGGUGGCGAUGGUAGCUGGUCGUGGGCCCUGAGGCUUUCAUCUGAGAAAAAUGUUAAUAUCCCUGGUGCCCGUGCACCUGGCUGUCAUCUCCCUCUUGCCCUUGCCUUCACUUCAGCUCUUUCCCAGAAGCUCUACAUGAGCAGAUGCAAUGACUUACUUUCUUCCUCUUAAAUCUGACGUAGCCCUGUAGCAAACAUCGGGGUGGUAUAUUGCCUCUUGGCACCUGUUGUGUCUACGGACCAACUUGCCAUAUUAAAGGUAACUCAGUUUCUUCCAUAUAACAUGCCUUAUGAACCCUUUGUGUUCAUGGCAAGUCACCGAUGCGGUCCUCGGCCAGGCAAAGUUUAGGGAAUCCCUGGAAUAGAUUUUUGAGGUUCUUCUUUCCAUAAUUUUUUUUUUUACUCUUGACCUCUUAGGAAGUGUUCAGUUUGACCUUCUAUCCAGUGUUUGCCAACCAUGAUCACACCAUGUUUAUAAGCCUGCAAAUAUGUUUGAGCAUGUUUGACUAUAAUUUUAGCUGGCUUCUAAAAUUGCUUACAGGAGGACAGGAGUUCAAACCACACCUCGGAAAUUAUUACACAGAACAAUUUCUCUUCAGAAAGCAAGGAUUAUGAUUUCAAUACACUGUGGCUCCAUACAUUGCCUGUGGACAAACAAUUAGGAUAAAGUACAGCUCUGCAUUUUAGACUAUUAGAUAUCAGCAUAAGUUUGUUGGAAAAAUGCUUUUUAGAAGUGAACUUGAGUGCUUAUUUUUAAGUAUUUGAACAUUUUGAGAAUAAUCUGUAGGUUUAAAGUUACUUUACUGUGUACCUAAUAAUUUUAGUUUGAUCUUUGAUCUUACAAGAAAAUGUAAGAAGAAAAAAACUUACUAAUGGUGAAAUUCCCAAAGCAACAUUAUUUCUUGUUGUGUAUCCUUUAACAUCAAUAGUAGUGUCUUUAUGUCAGUGAAAACAGACUUAGAUAAUAUUGUAUUGCAGAAUAGGUGGCUAAAAUAUCUGGGCAAUAUUGGUGGUGGCUGAAGGGUCUGUCCUCAACCAACUGAAGUCACUUUCAGAAUUUCCAUUCAAUUUAACAAGGAGCAAGAUUUGGGAAUGGAUCUUGUAGGCCUUAUUCAAGCAAGACUAACAUUCCCAUGAAGUUUUGGGAGCCAGAAGAAAUUUAGAUUUUGGGCCUUAGAAAAGACCUUGAAAUCCUGCUUUUGAAAAAUGCGUGUGUCCUUUAAAAAAUGGGUGAAAGAAAGUACUAGGUUUUUUUUCCUAAGGUGCAUCUUUCCUUUCAACAGGCUCUGUCCUUUAUUCCCUCCUAACAAGAUGUUAGAAAUCUGCAUGCCUGAAUAGGCUCAGGAGAGUUUCAGUACAAAAGGAAUACAGAAUUAAGCCCAGCUCUGUUCUAAGGAAAAUCCAAAAGAGCUAAAGCUUGGAGUCAGUCCUGUUGCUGCUAUAAAUCGAACGUACUGUAACUGGAAAAGAGCAAUCAAACACACUGGGAUAACCCUUUGCAUCUUCCAAGUGUUUGGCCUGGCAGUGCAGUCCUUUCUCAGGCAAAGCAGGGGCAACCUGUAGUAAGUAACAUAAGUUAACAUAACCAGUUAUUUCUGCUGUUAAAUGUUUUCCUGAGCGUGCUUAUUUUAUUCAACAGUCGAAGUAUAUUCCCACCACUCUAGAUUAAACAUUUUUGCUGCUUUCUGAGUAGUCACAAUGAGCUUCUUACGAUCAGAAGCACUGUUCUGCAACCUUUGGGCAUGUUGUCUCAUGACUUCCUUGUCCUGCUUGUGUUGAACCAGGUGAGGAGAAGUCCUUUUGCUGCCAUGGAUCUGAAGGGCAGCCACUGCAUUAAAAGUCAAGGUGUAGUAGUACAGUAAAGAUAUUUACUAUGAAGUAUUCAGCUUCAGGCAUGCUGUCAUGGAUUUUCUGUUAUAAGCCAUAAAAACCCUUUCUGCAAGAAAACUAAAAGCCGAGUUCUGCUUUCUAUUGAAUCCAUGCAGUUAUGCUAAACAUAGACUAAAGUUGAUGAAGUUGCCUAGAUGAAAGGCAGAGGUUAAGAUUCAAAUUUUUUAGAUUUACUAGCAUCUAUAGUAGCAGUUUUAUAAGUUUUGAUAAAUGCCAGUUAACUACAUUGCUGAAAUAAUGCAGUAUAUGCAUCUCUGUGUUUUAGUACAUUGAAGUUUAUGGGCUAUGUUUUCCUUUGUUCUAUGCUUCUGAAGAGUGAAGUCAAAGUCUUUCUGGAGUGUAUUUAUGUAAACCACAUCACCUGGAAUGUGUGCUUUUUUAUAUCACUUCCUGAGAGCAAAACUGAUGAUGUUUGAUGGGGCUCUGCAUCUUGCAGCCCUUACUUUAGUACUACCCUCACAGAGUGUGUCCUGCAGGAUUGCAUCCAUAUUGUAUAUAAAAAAUAGUAAGAGAGAUAGAUUUAACUUAGGGUCAACUGAGGCCUAGGCUGACCUUUUCAAGUUAAUGUGUGUGGUUAGACCUGCAGAAAGUUCAGAUGCUUUUGUGGAAUGUAUGGUAUUUUCAGCCAGAGUAACUACUGGAAAGCUCUAAAAGAUGAUUUUUCCUGUUAGGUGAAGCUCGGGGGGAGAAAAGUAACUCUAUUGCAACCCCUAAGAGAAGUCUGAGAGAGCAGCCUCUGCAUCCAGGCAGUCCUGGUCUGAGAAAGCAAAGCUACAACU
Molecule: messenger RNA, 4915 nt
Organism: Serinus canaria (Common canary)
Lineage: Eukaryota; Metazoa; Chordata; Aves; Passeriformes; Fringillidae
Gene: GJA3
Product: gap junction protein alpha 3
Exons: 4
Coding region: 421-1965 (514 amino acids)
Biological process (GO): cell communication
Cellular component (GO): connexin complex
Source: RefSeq, a predicted model, not a curated record